AUGAAUGUCUUCGAACUCCGACUUUCCGUAUCGCUUCUCCUGGUCGAGACCCUCUUCUUCCACGGCCUUGCAACCCAACACUUCCGCAGAAAAGCGCCGACAAAAUUGCUUUCAUUUUUCUAUGAAGUACGCAAGCUGUUCGUUUGUACAUUUACUUUCGCCAAUGCUCGCCCCUACCACAUAGACUUGCCCGGUUACCGGGCAAUUGUGGCCAUUAACGGGGUAUGCGGAGACUGGUUACCAGGUGGAUGGUUACCGGGGGUCGUUAAUGGGGGUGGUUACAAAUGGGUUACCGGGUUGAUCGUUACUGGGCAGUAA
This is a messenger RNA of Volvox carteri f. nagariensis, 318 nucleotides long. RefSeq lists its product as uncharacterized. NCBI's taxonomy places the organism in Eukaryota, Viridiplantae, Chlorophyta, Chlorophyceae, Chlamydomonadales, Volvocaceae. The coding region runs from base 1 to 318 and encodes 105 amino acids. The transcript has 2 exons. The record is from RefSeq and is a predicted model, not a curated record.